This is a messenger RNA of Electrophorus electricus (electric eel), 2840 nucleotides long. RefSeq names its product sarcoglycan, epsilon (gene sgce). The record is from RefSeq and is a predicted model, not a curated record. Gene Ontology annotation, cellular component: sarcoglycan complex; membrane. Lineage: Eukaryota; Metazoa; Chordata; Actinopteri; Gymnotiformes; Gymnotidae.
UGCGCCAGAUGUUUCCACCAACUAGAGAGCUGUAUGCUCCCACAGUGCGUUCGGGAGAAGGCGGAGGGGAGGGGGAGGAAUUAAGUAAAGGGAUGCUUAUGGCUGCCAAAUUCCGGGUACCAUCAGGAAAAAUAUAAUCUGUAAUGUAAAUACUCAUCGCGACAAAUAAACCAUGGACUCAAUGGGCGUUUUCGUGUGGCUUAUAUUAGGACAUAGUCAAAUCCAGGCUUUAGUCGACUACAAACAGAGAACUUUCUCUCAUAUGAGCGUGAUUACCAUCAUUUCGCGGUCACAUGCUGACCGGAAUGUCUACCCUUCAGCAGGAGUGCUGUUCGUCCAUGUGCUGGAGAGAGAAUACUUUAAAGGAGAAUUCCCUCCCUAUCCAAAGCCAGGGGACACCAGCAAUGACCCGAUCACCUUUAACACCAAUCUGAAGGGCUACCCUGACAGGCCAGGUUGGCUGCGCUACAUUCAGAGGACCCCACACAGCGAUGGAGUCUUAUAUGGGUCCCCCACGGCAGAGCAUGUGGGCAAGCCCACCAUUAUCGAGAUUACUGCCUACAACAGACGCACUUUUGAAACUGCCAGGCACAACUUGGUCAUAAAUAUCAUGGGUACAGAAGAGUUCCCUCUGCCCUAUCAGGCAGAGUUCUACAUUAAAAACAUGAAUGUGGAAGAGAUGUUAGCCAGUGAGGUCCUAGGAGACUUCCUUGGUGCAGUAAAGAAUGUAUGGCAGCCUGAGAGGCUCAAUGCCAUCAACAUCACUUCAGCGUUGGACCGAGGUGGUCGUGUGCCCCUGCCCAUUAACAACCUGAAAGAAGGUGUGUAUGUGAUGGUGGGAGCUGAUGUCCCCUUUUCCUCAUGCUUACGUGAGGUGGAGACUCCUCAGAAUCAGCUCCGGUGCAGUCAGGAGAUGGAGCCUGUCAUUACCUGUGACAAGAAGUUCCGAAUGCAGUUCCAUAUUGACUGGUGCAAGAUCUCUCUGGUGGACAUCACCAAAGUUGUCCCUGUGCACAACAGCCGACCGGACCCGGGCACAGGAGUGCUGCCGGAUAUUGGAGAGUACAAUCCGCCUUCGGAGUCACUGAAGAGUCGAGACUAUUUUGCUGACUUCCUGGUCACGCUGGCUGUGCCAUGUGCCGUUGCCCUUGUCCUCUUUGUCAUCCUGGGUUAUUCCAUGUGCUGCCGUCGGGAAGGGGUGGAAAAAAGAAACAUGCAAACACCAGACAUUCAGCUGGUACACCACAGCUCUAUCCAGAAGUCCACUAAGGAACUGCGCAGUAUGUCCAAGCACCGGGAGAUCUCAUGGCCCCUCUCCACACUGCCCGUCUUUAACCCUGUGAGCGGUGAGGUGGUGCCGCCCAUCCACCCGGACAGCUACGAGAGCACCAGCAUGCCGCUCAUGCAGACCCAGACAAAUCUUCAAAAUCAAAUCCAGAUACCACAGCAACAACCUUCAGGAGAUAAUUACAGUAUGUCUACAUUUCGAAGGCUGGAGGUAAAUGGUAUUCCUGAAGAGAGGAAAGUGGCUGAAGCUCUGAACUUGUGAUAAGAUCUGUCACUGCUUUCUGUUCCUCCAUACUUCAUGUUCCCAAUUUGUGCCAAACAUGCAUGUGCUAGCUCUGUGGACCUGUGCAUGUGUGUCAGAGUGCAGUGUAAGUGAAAUGUACACUAAUCCAAACUGCAGUUGGAGAUUAAAUGUAAUAAUGCCUAUGCUUACACAGUGCAUUUUAAGACAGUAUGUCAGCAUUCUGAAGUAUUUUGCUUUUCACUUCAGAAGAGAAACUGCCAUUUACAAAAGCACAUUUAAAGGGACUCACAGGCUUGAACAGAUGUUAAUUGUUUUCUGAUUGUGUUUGUUAAAUACACAACUUUAUUAAAUGUAAAAGGACAAAAAAAAGAUGUUUUGAUAAAUAAUUAAAUAAACUUGACAGUAUAAAACCAUAAUUUUCUGCUCUUAGUUUCAUGUGAAUGUGCACUUGAGUAUAUUGUGAUCUAUGCUAAUGAGAGUGCACCACAGCUGUACUGAUAUAAAACUGCUGGAAAAACUCAGCAUGAAACAUUUUCAAUAAGGUGUUUAUCACCAACAAUGGCUGUACAACAAAUAGAAUGUAUUUACAAAUUAAAAUGGAUAAAUUUCACAUUUCAAGACAAAACUGAAAUAUUUAUAUUAGUUUUACACUAACAGCAUAGGGGUAUGGAUUGUGUCUUUAAAUAGGACAAAAUUAAACUAUACAAACAUUUAAUAUAUAUGUACAAAAAAGUUUUAAAAAUCCAAACAUUUACAAUAUGAUGUCUCCUGGUUUAUUAUAGCAAUAAAGAGAAUUAAAGUCUAGAGCUGUUCAGUUCAAACGCUAUCAUUCACUUUAGAGAGAAGGUUCCUCUUUACAUUUAGCAACGCUAUGUCUUCCAAGAAUGGAAGAGGAUGCUUAAGUAGUACAGAUCCUUUGGAACCUGCAAAUCUGUAGUGUUACAAGAACUAUACUCUGAAAAGAUGCUAUGACAGAACAUUCUUAACACUUAAGUCUAUGUAUGAUCAGUCAUUAUAUUUCAAGCCUUUGGUCCUUGUAAAAGGAACAAUAGUUACCUCUAUGGCAUAACAGACAAACUGUAUUUACACAGUUGAGGACAACUAUAGGUUUGUUCUGUAUUUACAGAGUUGUGGAGAGCUAUAUGUUUGUUCUGCAAGAACCUGUACUAUAAAAUAUGUAGAUAUUACUCUCAAGAUGAUCAAAUAAAUCCAAACAGAGAAACAUCAAGGUAGAUCAGAUGAACACAGCCUUAGUUCAACUGCAUAAGCCAAUUUAAUAGCAAAGCAUGUCCAGUCACAGCUGUGGCUA